CUCAGCGGCCUCGAGUUGCCUGCAUUUUUUUCCUGUCGAGUUCUUUCAAAAAUAAACUUCACCGGUCGAAGUUCUUUACCCGAAACUCGGGUAGCCGGUCGUCGAGAGGGAAGGAUGACGGUGGCUGCGGGGCUAGGGUAUGCUCUAAUUGCCCUAGGCCCGGCACUCUCCAUCUUUGUCUCCGUCAUCGCCAAGAGACCCUUCCUCGUCCUCACGCUUCUCUCCAGCACACUGUUUUGGCUUGUAAGCUUGAUUCUUCUUUCGGGAGUAUGGAGGGCGUUUCUUCCUGUUAAGUCAUCGGCAUCGUGGACUUAUGCGAUUGUUAUACUCACAUCAGUUAGCUUCCAGGAAGGCGUCCGUCUUAUCUUCUGGAAACUGUACAAGAGACUUGAAGAAAUGUUGAAUUCCUUUGCAGACCGAACAUCCAAGCCUCGCCUCUUCCUUACUGAUAAGAUGCAAAUUGGACUCGCUGGUGGUUUAGGCCAUGGUGUGGCCCAUGCUGUCUUUUUUUGCCUUAGCCUUCUAACUCCAGCAUUUGGCAAGGCAACUUAUUAUGUGGAGAGGUGCUCGCAUAUGCCUUUUUUUCUUAUUUCUGCAAUUAUUUCUUCUGCUUUUUUGUUGAUACAUACUUUUUCCAUGGUCAUUGCAUUCAACGGAUAUGCAGAAAGUCGAAAAUCUGAUCAAUUUUUUGUUCCUGUAAUUCAUAUGGUUGCUUCUAUGAUGACUCUGAUCAAUCUCGUACCUGGGGGCUGUGCUGUCGGUGUUCCUCUGCUCUGCUUCUUUGCAUUUGUCACUCUGCAUUAUUGUUGGAGGACGGUUUGUCGGAGGCUGAUAGAGAACUAAGAUGACAGACAAUUUGUUAGCAGGUAUCAGUGUUAUAAACCACCCAGCUACCCCUAUCAACUGUGAUGUUUUUGGUGAAAUCAUUUUAAUCGAAGGAAUGAAAGCUUCUCAGAAAAGUUAUGCAGCAUCAUUGGGAAAGCCUAUUGUUCUUCCUGGGGAAAUUUGAGCAUUUGAAUGGACAUGGGUUGGUUACUGGUAACAUUUUUGUCAUGAUUACUGUGCCUGCU
Molecule: messenger RNA, 1070 nt
Organism: Phalaenopsis equestris
Lineage: Eukaryota; Viridiplantae; Streptophyta; Magnoliopsida; Asparagales; Orchidaceae
Product: gamma-secretase subunit APH1-like
Exons: 7
Coding region: 115-843 (242 amino acids)
Biological process (GO): protein processing; positive regulation of catalytic activity
Cellular component (GO): membrane; gamma-secretase complex; endoplasmic reticulum
Molecular function (GO): protein-macromolecule adaptor activity
Source: RefSeq, a predicted model, not a curated record